UUAUAAUUAAUCAAUGAACCUUGCUGCAAAUUUAGAUGUUCACACACAAGAAGAAGAAAUUGAAGAAGAAACUGAAGGUGAUGUUAAAGGAGAUGUUCGCGCACAUGAAGAGGAAAUUGAAGAAGAAACUGAAGGUAAUGUAGAAGGAGAUGUUCACACACAUGAAGAAGAAAUUGAAGAAGAAACUGAAGGUGAUGUUAAAGGAGAUGUUCGCGCACAUGAAGAGGAAAUUGAAGAAGAAACUGAAGGUGAUGUUGAUGGAGAUGUUCACACACAUGAAGAAGAAAUUGAAGAAGAAGCUGAAGGUGUUGUUGAUGGAGAUGUUCACACACAUGAAGAAGAAGAAGAAGUUGAAGAAGAAACUGAAGGUGAUGGUGAAGGAGAUGUUCACACACAUGAAGAAGAAAUUGAAGAAGAAACUGAAGGUGAUGUUGAAGAAGAUGCUCACACAGAUGAAGGGGAAAUUGAAGAAGAAACUGAAGGUGAUGUUGAAGGAGAAGAUGAAGGUGGUGAUGCUGAUGAAGCAAUAAUAGCAUAUAACGAACAUGGAGAGAGAAUAGAAGUUUAUGAUGAGCAUGGAAUACAAGACGUUGGUGAAGAGGAUGAGACACUAAUAGCUUUUGAUGAACAUGGAGAGAGAAUAGAAGCUUUUGAUGAGCAUGGAAAACGAAUAGAAAUCCUUUACAAUAUAGGGAAGAUGAUAGAAACCUAUGACAAAGAUGGAAAUAGAAUAGAUAUUUUCGAUGAAAGUGGAAACAUUAUACAUGCUUUUAAGAAAGAAGAUGAGAAUAUUGAUGUAAAUAGAGAUGUUGGCCACACAGAUGAAGGUGAAACUCAAGCGACUGAAGGUGAUAUUGAAGGAGGAAGAGAGCUUGCUACAGAUUUAGAUGUUAGUCACACAGAUGAAGGGGAAACCAAAACAACAGCUGAAGGUGAUAUUGAAGGAGGAAGGGAGCUUGGUACAAAUUCAGAUGUUGAACACACAGAUGAAGGGGAAACUGAAACAUCAGUUGAAGGUGAUAUUGAAGGAGGAAGGGAGCUUGGUACAAAUUCAGAUGUUAAGCACAGUGAUGAAGGGGAAACUAAAACAACAGCUGAAGGUGAUAGUGAUGGAGGUAAGUAUGCUUGA
Molecule: messenger RNA, 1129 nt
Organism: Parasteatoda tepidariorum (common house spider)
Lineage: Eukaryota; Metazoa; Arthropoda; Arachnida; Araneae; Theridiidae
Source: RefSeq, a predicted model, not a curated record